This is a messenger RNA of Photinus pyralis (common eastern firefly), 2806 nucleotides long. RefSeq lists its product as uncharacterized. Lineage: Eukaryota; Metazoa; Arthropoda; Insecta; Coleoptera; Lampyridae. Gene Ontology annotation, biological process: signal transduction; regulation of GTPase activity. The coding region runs from base 254 to 2806 and encodes 850 amino acids. Gene Ontology annotation, cellular component: cytoplasm. The record is from RefSeq and is a predicted model, not a curated record. The transcript has 8 exons.
AUUGCGAGCGUUAAUUAAAUAAUUUAAGGGCACUUAAGAGUAUGACUAACACGAUCGGGGAGUGUCUUAUCAAUAAAUAAAGCCGACUCUUGUUCAGUUCGUGAAGACGACGCGUCGCAUCCAGGCCGCGUCAUUUCAAUUUAUCAACAAAAAUUAGGAGGAAAGGGGGCACCGGAUGAGGCUUUUUCUCAUAUCCGGAGAUGCCGUAACGCGAAUGUAGUUUUGUUACAUAAAAAUUGGGAGUCGCGGCGACAUGUUCAAGUAUCGCGGCGACCUGGACGAUUGGCUGGGCAAUUUGCGAUACCUGACCGAGUGUUACGACCCGUGCGUGCCGUGCGUCGAUAGUGAAAGUGCCGAUGACGAUAGCAUGAGUAGUGAAAGUGGACGAAAUUACAAGAGGUCUCUCAGCGGUUCGUACGAGAACAUUUGGAAUUGCACGACCGAUUUCGGCGACGCGACGCGUUUGAAAUACGGCCGCGUCUGUCGCGUCUCGUUCGAGUUCGACGACUGCGUCGAAAUUUCGCCGGUCAUUUUCGCGCGUAUCGAACUCUCAAUUCCGACGGACAUCGAUCGAUGGAAAUCUGAUCUGAUGUACGAAUACUGCAGCGAGGAUGACGUCGAUCAGGAAUACGCGAGCAUAGAAAAAAUUAACGAGGAGAAGGGCGGCGGCCACCAGCACUCGCACCAGGCGCAGCCGUUUCCCAUCGAGACAGUCGAUCUGAGGCACGGCGGCGAUUGCGUCGGAAGGCCGAGUUUCCGCUCGCAGACGGUGCACGAGUUCGCGACAGGGAAUUGCGAGCAGUUGGUGUCGUUCAACCCGAUCGACCUGAAGGGCGUCGCGAAGCUUACGUACGACGGGUGCACGAAGAAGCUGAACAAGAGCCAAUUCUUGCGCAUCCACAACGAUCACAUGCUGCUGGUCACCGAGAAAGGAGGCGAAGAGAUAAUCAUCGACAAUUUGUGCCUCACCGACUACAAGCCGAUCAGCAAAAAGGAAGUGUCCAUCAAGAAGACCUCUGAAGAUGUGUGCAAAAUCUACAAGCUCCAGUUCGAUAACGUAAAAGAGAUGAACUGCGCCAUCGUCGACCUGGAGACCUACUACGGCGUGGAAAGGCCGAUAUUGGCCAAGCUGCAAUCGCCGGAAGAAAAAUCUCAGAUUCGAUAUAAACUGCUGAAGCUGCUCGGGAAACGAUCCAGCAAGGACCUACUGGAGAAGAAGGGAAUCAUAAAAAACGAGCCUAUAUUCGGGAACACCCUGAGGCACUUAUACGAGACCUACAAGCAGGAGGUGCCCGAAUUCGUGCUGAAGAUCAUCAAGCUAAUCGAACUACCGAAGAACAUCGAGAGCGUCGGUCUAUACAGGGCGUCGGGAAACCUCGCGACGAUCCAGAAGAUCCGCUUCAACAUCGACAAGAACAAUUUGAAGAUUCUGGACGAGUUUAAGAACGAUAGCGACGUCCUCACGGGAAGCCUGAAGUUGUUCUUUCGCGAGCUGAAGGAACCGCUGAUACCUCAUAAGCUGUACGAGAACUUGUUUAAGUUCAUCGACCUAGACCUGACGCCCAAAAUCGGCGACAGCGUGAAACAGCUCACAAGCAAAAUGGACAAGGCGCACAAGACCACCCUACUAACGCUCCUAGACCACUUGCUCAAGGUGGAGGCGCACAGCGAAGAGAAUCGAAUGGACGCCUACAAUAUUUCGAUCGUUUGGGGUCCCACGCUAAUCUGGCCCCCCGACAACUGCCACGACAACAUCUUGCUCAGCCAUACGAACGCGAACAAGGUCGUGGAGCUUCUCCUGAACGUCUACAAGAUAUCCAGCUCUCCGCUAUUGAAGCACGAGCCUAGCAGUCCGCUAACCAGCAACGAGGAGGGGGAGGAGGGCGCAGUGAGGGAUAAAAACGCACUAAUGUUAGCUUUAAACGAGAACCUAACCAAGGCGAGCUCCAAGGAUAACCUGGUGAAGAGCACCGAUAGCUUGACCAGGCACCGAUCGCCUCUGGAAAAAGAUAUAAAAUUCGACUUGGAGGCGCUGAGUGCGACCACCAAGGAGAAGGUGCCCGAAUUUGUCUUGAAAACCAUUCCGCUAAUCGAGCGAGGAAUUAACAUGGAGCACCUGUAUAAGAAACCAGGAAACUACGACAAGCUGGAGAAGAUUAGGAAAAAGAUCAGCAAGAAGGGUAGCAACCUCAAUUCCAUGGAGAAGUACAAUCCGCACGAUCUGGCAUCGGCGCUCAAGAAUUUCUUCGUCGAUCUAAAGGAGGCGAUUAUACCUAAAGCUGUAUUUAAUAGACUGGUGCUGGCCACUGAUGAACGAAUUGAAAUAACCAAACUGCGGAACACGAAGAGGGAGCUGACGAUGGCCGAAAUUCCGCAACGCGAAACCCUCGACUACGUACUGAGACACCUCGUCAACGUCAGCAGACACGAGGAGUCGAACAAGAUGUCCAAGCACAACCUCGCGGUCGAGUGGGGUCCGAUUCUCGCGCGGCCCUUCGUCGAAAAUCACGAGGUGAGCGUCGGCUGCUCGAUCCAGGUACUCGAGACGCUCCUCCAAAUCUACGACAGCAAGACCGCGAUCAACUUGGACAGCGAGUGGAACCAGAACGUCGACGUUCGACUCGGGCGAAGUCCCGAGUACACCUCCAAUCAGGUAUUACCCCCGAUCGCCGCCGUCGCCAAGCGAAGGCCCAAAGUCAUCAAGAACGACUCCUCCCUUUACCGAGUUAGCAAAUUUAUCAGCAAUACGCUAUCGCUUUACGACAAUGUGCAAUAUACCGGCGAGACGUAUUAUUAUUUGUAUUGA